AAAAUACCUGUCGUGCCGCCCCCUGUUUAGUAGCGAGAUGACAUCAAAUUCACGAGAAGCUCUACAGAAAUACAACUCAAAGACAAGGCAGCAGUGAUCGGAGAGACAGUCUGUGAAGAAGAACAACAGUGUUACUUCUUGUUUGGAAAGGCGAUUGCCGGUUUCAAGGCUUGGGCUGCGCUACACUUGGUUGCGCGUUAGGAAUUUAUGGAGGACGCUCGCUGAAAUCUGAAGCAAAGCGAUUGAUCGAUUGUGCACGAAAAGUUGUCGCUGUCCUGCAAAAGAGCUCAACCCAUGAAGAGUUGCCUACAGUAGACGGGCGAGGCACGCAAGGUAGAGAGUGCCUGUGUGCAUCAAUCUGGCGGCGGCUGUACAUCUACUGAGAGCGAUGAUCACCUGGACAUGCUGUGCUUUCAUUCUUCUGAUGCCUGUUCUGGUGCAGGGUCAAUCAACAGCACCACAGUCUCUUGCCGUCACUUCACCGCCACCAUGUGAUGACUGCUGCGGCCGCCCAAGCUGGGCAGUGUUUGCGGCGUCCCUUGUGGGCACAAGCGUGCUGACCGUGUUGAUCAGCUUCCUUUGCAUACAGUACGCCGUGUCCAGGAACCAGGGCGACGAACGCUACUCGGGCACGCGACGAAAGAGCACCUUGGAUGCGGAGAAGCGCGUCGACCGCCAACGCGGGCGUGGCCAGAGUUUCGGCUUCAGCACAAUCCCCAACCCCAGUGUGGAGUAUGACGAUGACAUCAACCCCGAGGACAGUGUAGAUGCGCCGCAUCUGGACAUCGCCAUGGAAACGACAAGCGGCAGCCAUGCCAACGGUGUCCUGGCUGUACCGCCGCUGAAAGACCCAAAGAAGUCCCCAAGCAUGAACAGGCUGGCCGGAGGAGGGCAAGCGCAGAGCAGAGGUAGCUCCACUCCCACCAACAAGCGUCUGGUGCAGCUCAACUCCGUGGCCAGCGCUGGAGGCGGCUCCGACUCGGAGAUGAGCCGUCCAAACUCUGUGGCGGGAACACCCGGCUCAAACAAGCCGGGCCGAGUCGGCUUCUCCAAGGCGCGCAAGAGCGAGCGCAAGCAGAUCCUGGCAAGCGCGGAGAUGCUCGGUACACCGCUCGGUGCCAGUCCGGCGCGCACCCCGACAACGCCAUACCGCCUGUCGAAGCUGAGUGCAACCUUGCCGUCACAAGACCAGCAAGCGCUGGCCUUGGCCAGUGGUGGUGAACUUGAUACUCAUAUCGUUAUGCAGAACUCUACGGCGAUGGACGACGACGACAAUACAUCGGAGCUGAGUCUUACCGAUGCCUACCCGCAAUCUCCACCGCCGAUGGCCACCGAGCAGCCUAUCCAGUCCCGUCAUCCAGGUCCCGGGCCCAAUGCCAGUGUAGAUGCUGCACCGGGUGGGCGACAGCCUCCAUCUAGUCCUGCACCGACUGGCACACAGUCGCUUACUCAUCUGUCGAACGUGCAUCUGAGCAGUGCAGAGGAUCAACCAGAGGCUGCUCUAGCACGUGAUGAAGGACCUGUUGUGGACGCUGCUGGAAGCCCUGCAUCGUCCAUCAAUGAGAAUAUGCUGUCUGCGGAGGCCAGCAAUGGGGCGGAAUUCCAGCCAGCUGACGAUCACGCGCCCUUCCACUCUGAUGCUCAGCCGACCGCGGAUGGUGACAACGAAAGUGAACUGGAUCUCUCGCCGGAUUUGCCCAAUUUCAGCCGUGCUGACGUUCCUGACAUAAUAAAACGCCCGUCCGACCUCAGCAUCGAUUUGCGGUACGAAUGAAGCUCAGUCAUAGUUAUACUAAGUACAUGUAUGGGUAGUGAUGGGCACUCUACUGUACACACAGUGUGCUAUAGUAUAGCCUUUCUUUCCAAGGUGACCGCUAGGAAGACCACUAGGGGCUCGGUGUUUGUUCUAAAAUAAUUCCCAUAAAAAAACACCUGGCUUUAGUGUUGAUUCUGUGCAUACUUGAAAUCCAUAUAAUACCGAUAGGUAACGGUAUUUAUUAUUUUUUUUAAUUUUUUAUCGAAUAGAAUACUGAAUCAGUGAAUAGUGCUGCCAGGGGUAUGUAAGCAGUCUGGCAUGCGUACAAACUGUGAUGCUCCCCAGCAUUAUUUAACAUAAUUAUUAUCACCACUUCAACGCUACACGCAUGCAGCGUGUCCACUACGCAUGCAGCGUGUCCGCUACGCAUGCAGCGUGUCCGCUACGCAUGCAGCGUGUCCACUACGCAUGCAGCGUGUCCACUAGCCUCAUGGAACUCGAGAGCCCUAUAGUCUCCUCAGUGGUUGGCCCAACAUCAUUGCCACCCGCCCCGGUACCCUACCGUCGGGAUGUCGGGCUGGGAAUGCUCCAGUACAGACAAUUGUUGUAUUCAUUGUGUGCCCCAACACUGCACUGACAAGUCACAAUAGUUUUAUCCCUGCACCUUUCUUAUCUUUCUUAUCAUCAAGUUUUCACCUGAUCCCCACCCCCUACUUAAAAGUCGAGUACGGACUCUCAAAAUAAUUUAUAAUUAUACUUUUAUAUCAACUAUGCCUCACUGCAAGUGUUUGUAUUUCCAUCGAUUCGUCACCAUGGUCACCAUGAUCACCAUGGUGAUCAUGGUGACCAUGAUCACCAUGAUCGUCACCAUGAUCACCAUGAUCGACUUCUUUCCUGCAUUGCUUUGAGAGUAUCCUUCGGGAUCAAAUACAGCGGCUGAGCCAUCA
Molecule: messenger RNA, 2703 nt
Organism: Sycon ciliatum
Lineage: Eukaryota; Metazoa; Porifera; Calcarea; Leucosolenida; Sycettidae
Exons: 5
Coding region: 389-1774 (461 amino acids)
Source: RefSeq, a predicted model, not a curated record